CCGAAACAGUUGACGAACGGAGCUCGCAUAGCGAGCAUUAAUUUCGGGAAAACGCGCUCGCACACCAUUUCACACCGUCAAAUAUCGGAUUUUCUUGUUCCGCACAUAGGGAAGACAAUCCGGGGGAGGGGUGGAAAAGAAACAAAAGUCGUCGUCGAUCUUUGUCUCGCUUGCAUCGAGAGGGGGUGAAAUUUUCAAAAAAAAUUCAUGAACUAUAAAGUUGAGUGACCGUAAAAAAAAAGGGAAAAAUAUUUGUGGCUUUUUGGAUAUUAAAAAAAAUAUAUAAUUAAUUAAUUGUUGAAGAGCAACAGGGUGUCAUGGGAUAAUUGAACCUGGAUGGUAACUCUUACAACUGCGAGUGAACCAACAGAAACACGCGGUGGGCUAAACAAGUGAGGGAAAUCCCGAUCAAGCAUAAGAACCUAUAGGCUACAAGUACUAAAAUGCUCAUCAAUAACCACGGGAUAUCCUAAAAAAGGACAAAAUGCUCUCCUAGACCGUCUCUACAGGAUGCAGUUGGAUUUUUGGAAUAAAGAUACACCAUGGAAUAGAUCCAAGCACUCGUUCAACCAGCGGCAAAUGAAUCAAAAGGACAAAUUUUAUUGAUGAUAUUUUUUUUUACACAAUGAGAGUCAUCAGCACCACCUGAAAGCACCCUCAAGGGAACAGCAGACUCGUCGUAUGGAGACCAACAUUUCUCGAAUAGUGCUUGCAAAUGAUUCUUCUUACAAUGCUACUAUAGUUACUAACGCCUCUCGUUAUAAUUUGGUUGAAAGUAUUGCCAUGUGCCUUAUUUUGGGUGGAAUUAUUAUUACAACGAUCAUAGGUAACAUUCUAGUCUGCGUCUGUAUAUUUCUCGUGAGGAAACUUCGUCGUCCUUGCAACUAUCUCUUAGUUAGUUUAGCCGUCAGUGAUCUAUGUGUAGCCAUUUUAGUGAUGCCUAUGGCGUUAAUUUACGAAAUCAAAGGGAAAUGGAUAUUUGGAGAGAUCGCUUGUAACCUUUGGGUGAGCUUAGACGUCUUAAGCUGCACCUCCUCAAUCCUCAACCUGUGCAUGAUCUCCGUAGACCGUUACUACGCCAUCACCAAACCACUCGAGUACGGCGUAAAAAGAACUCCCCGUAGAAUGACAUUGUGGAUAGUGUUAGUGUGGUGUUUGGCGGCGAUGAUCUCGUUGCCGCCCCUUCUAAUAAUCGGAAACGAACACACCCUCCAAGAAGAGGGCGGCGAGAUCGUAAACGACGUGUGUUUAGUGUCGCAGGACAUCGUCUAUCAGAUCUACGCGACCAUGUUCAGUUUCUACAUUCCGUUGACGGUGAUGAUCACGGUUUAUUAUAAAAUAUUUAGGGCGGCCAGGAGGAUAGUGAACGAGGAGAGGAGGGCGCAAAGUCACCUGGAGCCCCACUGUUACUUGGAGAUUAGCGUGAAGAAUGGCGAGGGACCGCCCCAGAAUAAGAUUUCCAGUCAGUCGCCCGCGAACUCGUCCAAGGUGAAUCAUAGGUCCAGUUCGGCCAGUACCAAUACUGUGUGUAGCCUCGAUCCGACGGUGAACUUCAAGUCUCGGCACAGUAACGAGUCCCAGUGCCCCAUGCUCUCUUCGAUCAGCAAGCAAACGUCAAAGCUGAAACACCCCAAAGCCAGCAUCCUUUCGGCUGUGGUGAAAGCUUCACCAUCCACCAACUCCCAUCAGAAGAAGCUGCGCUUUCAACUAGCUAAAGAACGAAAAGCCAGCACCACCUUGGGCAUUAUUAUGAGCGCCUUCAUUUUCUGUUGGCUUCCUUUCUUCGUUCUUGCUCUCGUUAGACCGUUUUUAGAUGAGACCACUAGUGUUCUGAAUACUUUAAGUAGUCUUUUCCUCUGGCUAGGUUACGCGAACAGCUUAUUCAAUCCGAUAAUAUACGCGACCUUGAACCGGGACUUCCGUAAACCGUUCAAGGCCAUCCUGUACUUCCGGUGCGGUAGCCUGAACCACAUGAUGCGCGAAGACUUCUACCAUAGCCAAUACGGUGAUCCGGAUCAGGGAGGAGGUGGUGGUGGAGGUGGAGGUAUGCUGCACUCCGCUAGAUACCAAAUGGACUAUGAGGAGGGAGUCGAGUAUAUUGAGGCGGAGGGCGACCUCAAAGUAUCGGAGACUGAGGCGACUGCCCACGAAUCAUUUUUGUGAUUGGAGAGAAUUUCUGGAGUUGACGAGGUUCCUCCUACUAGGCCGCCUAUUAGGGACUAAAUAAUUUCCUACAUUAAUUUUUUUUGUAAACCUUACAACAAAAUCCUAUAAAUAUUUUAAAAAGUUUUAUACUUCUAAGGGUAAGACAAUCGACUUUUUUAGUGCUAAAUAUUGUAUAUAAUUCCUCAAAAUAAACACUUCUAGUCAGAUUAUAGUA
Messenger RNA from Anthonomus grandis grandis, 2380 nucleotides. RefSeq names its product 5-hydroxytryptamine receptor 1-like (gene 5-HT7). Gene Ontology annotation, cellular component: membrane. NCBI's taxonomy places the organism in Eukaryota, Metazoa, Arthropoda, Insecta, Coleoptera, Curculionidae. Gene Ontology annotation, molecular function: G protein-coupled amine receptor activity. The coding region runs from base 682 to 2163 and encodes 493 amino acids. Gene Ontology annotation, biological process: adenylate cyclase-activating adrenergic receptor signaling pathway. The record is from RefSeq and is a predicted model, not a curated record. The transcript is spliced from 9 exons.